This is a messenger RNA of Penaeus indicus, 271 nucleotides long. RefSeq names its product pigment-dispersing hormone 1 peptides-like. The record is from RefSeq and is a predicted model, not a curated record. Gene Ontology annotation, biological process: response to light stimulus. NCBI's taxonomy places the organism in Eukaryota, Metazoa, Arthropoda, Malacostraca, Decapoda, Penaeidae. Gene Ontology annotation, cellular component: extracellular region. Gene Ontology annotation, molecular function: hormone activity. The transcript has 2 exons. The coding region runs from base 17 to 271 and encodes 84 amino acids.
CCCCUCCACACACGAAAUGACGCGCCCCGGCCUCGUGCUCGCAGUCGUGGUGAUGAUGGCCGCUCUGACGUCAGCGAUGUCGAUGCCGCAAGGACGUCUCAAGUACUCUGAUCGAGAGCUGGUUGCCGAACUCGCCGCCCAGAUCGUGCGCGUGACGGGCGGCCCCUGGUCCGUCCUCGCCGCCGCCGCCGCCCCCCAGAAGCGCAACUCCGAACUCAUUAACUCGCUCCUUGGACUCCCGAAGGUCAUGAACGACGCUGGAAGGAGAUAA